AUGGGCAGUGCUGAAGACCCAACCUGGCUCCAGCUGCUUCAAAAGGACUCCAGUCUCCUAGGACCACAGCCCAUAGCCUUCUCCUGCCCCCAGGAUGGGAGCCUGGGGGCUGGACGUCCAGCCAUGAGGGACUGCUUCCCCUCCCAGGAAAAGGCCAGCCCUGUACUCCCCAGACACAUCCCUGACCAAGGUCUAGGCAUGGACUCUAGACACAGCAGCCCCACUGGGGCUGGGGAAGAUGCCUCCUGCUCUGAAGGCACAGGUGAGAGCUUGGCCUGCCUCACCCCAACUUACAUCCCUCCCCAAGAGGCAGCCAACAAGGGGACAUUGGGGGCACAUGAAGCCUCGGUCUCAGGGACACCAGAAAUCCCCUUCUCUGGAAAGUCAGAGAUUUCGAAGGCAGAACCAGUGCCCUCAGUGAAAAUGGAUCACACAUCCUCAGAGAACAGAAAUCCUAUGUUCUUGGAAAAGGUAGAUUUCAAGUCUUCAAAGAAGGCAGAUUCUACUUCCACAGCAAAGGAAGAUGCCAGGUCCCCAAAGAAGACAGAUCCCACGAUUAUAGGACAGACAGAGUCUGCCAUUCUGGGAAAAGGGGAUCGUGUAUCUUCUGGAAAGAGGGAUACUGGAUCCUUGGGAAAGGAGGGUCAUAUGCCCUCUAGCAAAGUGAAUACAGUGUCCCCAAGGAAGGAGGGUCCUGACUCUUUAAGAAAGGUGGAUCCCGUGUCUUUGGGCAAAGUGGAGCCUGCAUUAUCAAAAAAGGAGGAUGAUAGCUACUCAGGAAAAGAGCAUCUUGUGUCCUCAGAAAAGGUGUGUCCUGUAUCCUCAGGAAAGGCAGAUCAUGGGCCUUCAGGAAAGGUGGAUUCUGUGUCCUUGGAAAACACAGGCUCUGCAUCUGCAGAAAAGACUGAUCCUGCGUCCUUGGGAAAGCUGACUCCAGGAUCCUCCGGCAAGACAGACCCUGUAUCCUUGAGAACAGUGGAUCUUGGGUCCUCAGGAAAGGGAGUUCCUACAGGCUUGGGGAUGGCAGAUUCUAUGUCUAGAGAAAAUGUAGAAACUGUGUCCUCCAUAAAAGAGGACCCCAAGAUCCUGGAAAAGAUGGAUCCUACCUCCUCAGGAAAGGGGGAUUCAAUAUCUGUGAGAGUGAUGAAAACCGUAUCCGCUGAGCAAGUAGAUGCUGUGUUUUCAGGGAAGGUGGAUCCCACAUCUAUAAAAAAUGUGGAGCUCAUAGCUUCAGAUAAGGGUCCUGUUUCUUUGGGAAAGGUGAAUCCCAUGUCCUUGUCUUCCGAGCAGGCUGAGCUUGUAUCUGUGGGAGAGACAAACACUGCAUCCUCAGGAAAAGAGGUUCCUGUGUUCUCCACAAAGGUGGAUCCCAUUUCUGUGGGAAAUAUAAAAGCAUCAUCUUCCGGAAAAGAGAACCCUGAAUCUUCAGGGAAGAUAGACCCUUUGUCCUCAGCUCCAGGAGAUCCCAAGUCCUUGGGGACUGUAGGACACCUGUCCUCAAUAAAAGCCGAAACCGUGACUACAGAGAGUGCAGGCCCACUGUCCUUGAAUAAGGCAGAUCCUGUGGCCUCCCAGAAGACCUUGGGCAAAGUGGACCCUGUGAAGACCAGAGGAGAGGCAGAAGUAGACUCUAUGUCCUUGGGAAAGGUGGAUCCUAUGUGCUCUGGAAAAGCAGAAGCUGGCCAAGAGAUGAAGGUGGAUCCUCCACUUCCAGAGAAAGGAAAUCCUGUGAACUCCAGGAAAGUGGAUUCCAGUGCCUUUGGGAAAGCAGAGCUGACAUCUGAGAGCAAACCAGAACUGAAGUCUCCUGGGAAAGAGUGCCCCACGUCAUCAGGAAAAACAGCAGUGGUUUCACAGAAGAAUUCGCUGAACUCAGUAGAUCCCAGCUCUGGAAAAGCAGACCCUGUUGCCUCGGGAAAGGUGGCUGCCGAAACCCCGGGGAAGGUACCUUCUGAGUCUCCGAGAAAAGCAGAGCCUCCAGCCUUGGAGAAGGUAGCCCCUCGGACUCUGGGGAAGGCUGAGGCCUCCUCCAGGAAGUUGAAUGGACAACCCCAAGGCACAGUCCCUACUCCCCAGGGAGUCGGAAGCAGCAGCGGGGUUCGCCCAGUGUCCAUGUCCGAGCCCCACACUGAGACUUCCAGCCUCAGUCCGAAUGACUCAAUAGCUUCUGGGACCACGAAAAGCCCCAGCCUUGAGGCCUUUGCAUCACGACCCGGGCCACGAACUCGCGACAACUUCACCAAGGCGCCAUCGUGGGAGGCGAGUGCCCUUCCACCGCCGCCGCCACCACCACGUGAGGAUGCGGGUACGCAGGCAGGGGCGCAGGCCUGUGUCUCGGUGGCCGUGAGCCCCAUGUCUCCGCAGGACGGCGCGGGUGGCCCGGCCUUCAGCUUCCAGGCGGCGCUGCACGCUCCAAGUCCCACACCCAGGCCACCCUCGCGCCGGGAUGCGGGCCUCCAAGUGUCGCUGGGCUCCGCUGAAACACGCUCUGUGGCCACCGGGCCCAUGACGCCGCAGGCCGCCGCACCACCAGUCUUCCCCGAGGUGCGGGUGCGGCCUGGCUCAGUGCUAGCGGCCGCAGUGACACCCCCAGAGGUAGCCGAGCCUGUGCGCGACGUAAGCUGGGACGAAAAGGGCAUGACAUGGGAGGUGUAUGGUGCCUCCAUGGAGGUGGAAGUGCUGGGUAUGGCCAUCCAGAAGCACUUGGAGCGGCAGAUUGAGGAGCACGGCCGCCAAGGGGCACCCGCACCACCGUCUACCACCCGCCCGGGCCCUGGCCGCUCGGGCUCCGUGCGUGCUGUGCCUCCUGAGGGUGCAGUGAAGCGCCCACCCGGCCUUUUCCGUGCGCUGCUGCAAAGUGUGCGGCGGCCACGGUGCUGCUCACGUGCUGGACCCACGGCCGAAUGA
Molecule: messenger RNA, 2907 nt
Organism: Chrysochloris asiatica (Cape golden mole)
Lineage: Eukaryota; Metazoa; Chordata; Mammalia; Afrosoricida; Chrysochloridae
Gene: GPRIN1
Product: G protein regulated inducer of neurite outgrowth 1
Exons: 1
Coding region: 1-2907 (968 amino acids)
Biological process (GO): neuron projection development
Cellular component (GO): plasma membrane
Source: RefSeq, a predicted model, not a curated record